UAAAUUCCCAACCCUCGUUGCCACAAAAGCCUUUUAAAUGCCCCGCCUCGCUCACAUGAGUCGGCGCCUCCCGUUGCGAUCGUUGGUCGCUCCACCGGAGCUCCUCGCCCUCGGUUUCUUGAAUCGUAACCCUAACCCUAAUUACUAUUCUUCCGAUCGCCUGCCGGCGUGCUACUCCUCUUUAUGGCGUCCUCUUCCUCCUCUGGGAGCGAUGGCGGCGAUGCCUUCGACGCGGAUAUGGAGGCCCUGCGGCGAGCCUGCGCGCUCACUGGCGCCGACCCCGCCGACGUAGGUGGUGCCAACUUGGAUUCUGACUCUGAUUCCGGAAGCGACGAUGCAGGCCUCCUUCGUCGUCUGCAGGAACGGUUCUCUUCGCCCUCCCUAGCCGUCGAUUCCUUUUCCUUGGUCAAGCACCUGUCUGUUCUCGCGCCGAUGGAUCUUGAUGAUGAGGAUGAUUUCGAAACCCUUCGAGCCAUCCAGCGGAGAUUUACUCAGUACAAUAGCGAUCCUCUGAGAGAGAAACCUGAGAAAAUUCUAGAAGAACCUGAGAUGGUUGUCAAUGAUGAUGUAUGUGGGCCAGAAACACCUAAUAGAUCUACAGAAUUGAGCAAAGAGCAUGGCUACAGUCACACUGAACCACACUUUCCAGAGCAUGAAGCAUGGAGUUCAAAUGUUAAGGAUUUGACAUCUUCUAAGUUUCCCAAGUCUGCUCACAAUUUUGUUAAUGCUCUUAAGAAGAACAGAUCAUGUCAGAAGUUCAUUAGGAGGAAGCUACUAGAAAUUGAAGCAAAGAUUGAGAAGAAUAAAGAACUGAAGGAACGUAUUAAAUGUCUUAUGGACUUUCAAGUUGCCUGUAAAAGGAAAGUGGCAAAUAUUUUAUAUCAAAAGAAGGAUCCUCGUAUCACGUUAAUAUCUUUGAAGAGGUCCACAUCUGAAAAGUCAUCAAAGACGACUUUGAAGAAGGUUCCUGCCUCAUAUAUUGGUCCAAAUGAGAACUCCCAUGUUUCAAAGUAUAAAAUGGUACUUAAAAGAUUUCCCAUCUCACUUAGUAAGCAGCCAUGGUCAAACAUCGAGAAAGAGAAUCUUGUGAAGGGAAUAAAGCAACAGUACCAAGAGAUGCUGAUUUUGAACUCAAUGAAUAUGGAAAGUGACGCAGAGGGCAUCACAGAUUCAAAUUUAAUGUCUGCAAUAACACUCAGUGAUCCUGAGUUCACACCUGAAAAAAUUAGAUCUUUCAUACCAUUAGUAAAUUGGAAUCGGUUGGCCUCAAUGUAUGCCAUGGGCCGUGCUGGUGCAGAAUGUGAAGCAAGGUGGUUGAACUGUGAAGAUUCCAUGAUUAAUCACAGUCCUUGGACAGUAAUGGAGGAUAAGAAGCUUUUGUUUAUCGUUCAAGAAAGGGGCAUUUACAAUUGGAUAGAUAUUUCAAUCACAUUGGGUACACAUAGAACACCAUUCCAAUGCUUAGUACGUUACCAACGGAGCCUUAAUCCUCAUAUUCUGAAUAAGGACUGGACAGAAGAUGAAGAUGCAAAGCUUCGUGUGGCUGUGGAGUACUAUGGCGAUAACUGGCAGAUGGUCGCUUCUUGUCUAGAAAGCCGUGUAGGUCCUCAGUGUUCUAAUAGGUGGAACAAAACUCUUAACCCUGAGAGGAAGAAAGUGGGAAGAUGGUCUGUGGACGAAGAUAAACGGCUGAAAGUAGCAGUGAUGCUUUUUGGGGCCAAAAACUGGAACAAGAUAGCUUGGUUUGCCCCUGGUCGCACACAAGUUCAGUGUCGAGAAAGGUGGCAUAACUGUUUGGAUCCAACCCUAAAUUUAAAACCGUGGACUGCAGAAGAGGAUGCCAAGCUGUUGGAUGCAAGAGCGAUGCAUGGAAAUUGUUGGUCGAAAAUUGCUGCCUGCAUACCUCCACGUACUGAUAACCAAUGUAGGAGACGAUGGAAGAUUCUGCUUCCAGGAGAAUUGAUUUCGCUUCAAGCUGCAGCACAGAUAAAGAAGACUGCACUUAUAUCUAACUUUGUAGACCGAGAAAGUGAGCGACCAGCAAUAGGUCCAAAUGACUUUACACCACUAAUUAAUUCUAAUACUAUGUUUGACAAAAUUGGUGGUGCAAAAGUUAGGAAGAAAAGGCAAAGUGAGAAUCAACCAAAUAAGUCCAGAAAGAAGCCCAGAAGAGUUUCAAUGGAGGAUCAGGAGACAAAUUGUUGCACUGAUGACCUGGCUCUUCCACCAAGCAUAGAAUCGAAUCCUACCAGUAGUCUGGGCAUUAGCAGGCCAGGGAAUAAAAGAUUGAGGGAUGAUAGACCAAGAAAUCCAAGAGUUAAAUCCAGAAUACAUCUUAAGGAGAAUUCAACAAAGGAUUGCAUGACAAACACAUCAUCUGUUGUAGCUCCAGCAGAUAUGUCACUUGUAGUUGCUAUAAAUUCGAACGCUACAGAAAGUAUGAACAUCAGCAAGGCAAUGGAUAAAAGUAAAAAUGAACAGAACAUGUGGAUCAAGUCCAGAUUUCCUAUUGAGGAGAAUUCAACAGCAGAUGGCCUAGCAAAAUUUUCAGUUGAUAUAGCUUCUGAUGAUUCACCCCUUGCCUUAUAUAUGAAUAACACUUCCGCUAGGAACUUCAGAAGGCAAAGGAAUAUAGCAAGAGUUAAUACAUUAAAAAGCCAGGGGUUAGAUCCAGAAGCUCAUUUCAUGAAAAUUCUGUAGCAGAUGGCACACUGAAUUAUUCAGCUGAAGUAGUUAAUGCUGUUUAUUUCUCUACCCCUGUGAUUUUGUAUAAUUCUGAGAAUGAUUAUAUAGAAGGAAUAAGGAAGAAAGAUUCAAGGCUUAUGGAUGAUAAUUAGCCGCAGAUGUCUAAAGCUGAAGCAGAAAGAUCUCUAGAGGAAAAUCUUACAGCACUUGGCAUGGUCAAUGCUUCUACUGAACCUGUUCCUUCUGAUGUACAUUUAUCACCAAGUACAGAGGCUAAUACUCAUGCUACGGAGAGCAUUAGUGACCUAAGUAAGAAAACCUGAAGGUGAGGAGGAUCAAAUCUUUAUUAAACGUUCGGCUUACUGAUAUAGCAUCUCUUGUAGUUUGGCUAAAUUAAUUAUUCAAAAAUGGCAUAGCAUCUCUUGUAGUUACUGAAGAGGACACACGAACUGCCGAGGAUUCAUUUAAGGUAAGAGCUGUGUGUGGUGCUGGUGAUGAUAAUUAUUCAAAAGUGCUUGCUAACUGUAACAGUACAGUCUGUGGAGGCAAGUUAGAUGAAGACCUACUGAUUACUGAUGAGAGGGUUGUUCUGUUCAGGAAUGCAAUGGAUAAAGUAGUAGGCUUUCUUGAUGAUUACUGAUUCUGGAUUAUCUAAACUACUCAAAGACCACUCUGCAGAAUCCCUUGUUCAGUAUUAUCACAGACAACGCAACACUAUAUAUUCUGUAUUUUGUUAGGUAUGGGAAUCCUUGAGCCGUCUCUCUUGCCUCCAUGCUUAUAUACGACAUAAAGCUUCAGUUAUACAAACCAGUUGCAUGCAGGCAGGAUAGAUGGAACACCACCCUCUAUACGUUCCCCUAUUUGAUUUGCUUCUACACAAGUUUGCUAUUUAGGUACGUCUAUAGGUAUGGACAAAGCUGCGCAUGUAAUGGAAUUUUGCAAACUCAGAGGCUAUUUUUGUCUUUAUAAUUAUUUUUCUUGAAGUGAUGACCUUUGUCUGUGAUCUUUUCUUGAUGAGAUCUAGCAAAAAACGCAAAAGGAAACUCAUGUUAUUGGUUUCUUUCCAA
Messenger RNA from Musa acuminata AAA Group (dessert banana), 3752 nucleotides. RefSeq lists its product as uncharacterized. Gene Ontology annotation, biological process: snRNA transcription by RNA polymerase III; snRNA transcription by RNA polymerase II. Gene Ontology annotation, cellular component: snRNA-activating protein complex. The transcript is spliced from 14 exons. Gene Ontology annotation, molecular function: RNA polymerase II cis-regulatory region sequence-specific DNA binding; RNA polymerase III type 3 promoter sequence-specific DNA binding. Bases 184 to 2700 code for a protein of 838 amino acids. Lineage: Eukaryota; Viridiplantae; Streptophyta; Magnoliopsida; Zingiberales; Musaceae. The record is from RefSeq and is a predicted model, not a curated record.